CCUGGAAUGUUACCUCAUGGCCCAGGAACAGAUACAGCCUGUAAGGAUGGUUCAUGUGACAUGCAGUCUACACCUUGCAACCUGGAUCCAUCUGCUUCUUACCAAAAAAAUGUAGCUGCUGCAGCAUUAUCAGAUCUUGACCCAGUGUAGCCUCUGAACAACUGUAUUAAAAAAAGAAAAAGCUUUUGCCACAUCAUAGAUUUUUCAUUGCAUUUGUCCUGUACUGAGAUGACAGUCUUACAUCAUGACGUUUAGAAACCUUCCCACAUUUUUCAGUCUGCUUGAGUAAUAGCCAAAGACUUGAGAUUUCAAAGUUUCACAUUGCUUUGUUAUUAAAUAUAUCUUUUAAUGAAAACUUUCUACUGACCUGAUACACCACCAGUGUCCAGUGAAGGCUUAGUUUUAGGCUUAACUAAAAAAGACUUUUCCUAAACCAAACACAGGUAAAAUACAGAACUUUCUUGACAUAGUAUACAAAUUCUAGAUAAAAGCAGUAGCUCCUUGAUUUUAAGAAAACUCUGGCCAAAAAAAGAAGUUGACAUUGUUUUUAGAGGAGUUUCAUUAUUUCAGUGAGGUAUAUAAAAGUGUGAUUCACUCCUUUAAAAAUGCAAGGCUCAAUUACUAAAACAAAUUUAGUGUGUAUGAAUAGAGAGGACCAAUAGGUGAGUGAAGGGUUAGGAAUGUAGGUAGGUAGGUAGAUAAAGCCAACUGAACAUGCCAAAUGUGAUAAUGAAAGAGCUAGUUCUUGUAUGAUAAAAACCAUUAUCUAAGCUUUAUGGGCAAAGAAAUACAGCACAUCCGCUUUAAACAAGUUCACUCAUGUCACAAGCAGCCUAACUAUUGCCAUUGGUGCAAUACCUGCAGAGUCCAUUUAAUAGCUGGGUAAAUGUUUAAGCAGUUAACUUGUUUCAAGCUCCCUGCAACUGAGGCUACACUCCUACUUUUAAUAUGUCUAUAUUACCAUAAACCCAGCAUCUGCCCUUGAAUCAGCCUUGGAAGGAAUGACAGAUAGCAAGAAUAAUAUCAGUGACGUAAAAUAUCAGACUAGUAUUUAUGAGUAUAUUCAGGCAUUAAACAGAAUUACUGGCUAAAAAUUUGCAUGCAGUUCCAGAGAAGACAUCUUCUCUGGUGUCUCAGAGAAACAGAUGUUUAAAAGUUUGUUCUUACUGUUUCCAACAUUCUUGGGAUUCCAGCAGCAGCUAGAGCCAUGAGAAUAUUGAUGUAAAUGAGUGAAGGCAGAGAUCUGAAAGAUUAGGUCCACGUCAGACUUUCAUUUUAUUUGGAGGUUUGGCUUCCUGCCAUGUGUUCAGGCAAUAAAUUGGCUGAAAGAGAGGUGCUUCUAGCAUUCUCCUGAGUAGAAGUAUCCCAGCAAAGACAAUAGCAGGCAAAAUAAGGACUGGAAAAGAGAAGCACUCAGCUUGUCAGGAUUUCUCUAGUGUGUGUGCAAUGCUGCUCCGCUCAGGCCGCAAAAAGCCGUAUGAAGUGUCUCUCCAUGGAAGGCAGCCUGUUAAGAAGCAAUCUCUGCCAAGAACUGUAAAAACAGCUUCUGGAAAGUCAGUGUUUAGUCUGCGAGAAACACUGAAAUGCUAUAUACUGACUGAAGAUUCAAAAACAGUGCAUUUUGACAUAGAUGAAGAUGGUCAUCAUGAAAUUUCAACCAAGGAUUCACAGUCCCAUGAAGAUAUUGCAUGGUUAAGCGUGUUCACAAGGAAUGAUCCAGCAGUAACUGAUUCUAAAAAUUUCGUGAUCCUCACGCAGAGAUCAAAGUUUAAUGAAUUUGUCCUAUUGUGCAAGGGUAAGAAGCAGCUCUCUCUGAAGGUCUUAAAAGCAUCCUGUUCGGGGCCAGAUUAUCCUUCAGUGGAAAGAUGCAACAUGAAAACAUGCAACCAUGAAGAUCCUGACUUCAAACAGCUGAGUGAAGAUAAUCACUUUUUCAUCAUGCACUACCAAGGAGAUUCAGUGCAGUUCCAAUGCUAUGAAGACAAAAGUUACUACCUGUAUGUGAAUGACGACUCACUUGAUAUUCGCAAGCCGGAAAACAAAGAACCCAACGAGGACAAAAAUUUUUACUUCAGGGUGUCAUAUUUACAGGAAAAGUAACUUGUCUGCCUUUCAGUGGCCUAAGUGUCCAUACAACUUCUGUAAUAAGCUAACAGAAGAGAAGGAAGGUUCAGAUAAACUACUUUCCAUUUUGGCUUAAUUUUUACUUUUUUGUAAUUUCUUGAGUCACCAUUUUGCAUCAGUAACAUCCUUUAUUUCUGUACUUUCAAUAGGAAAAGAGAGAGGCUAAGUUUGAAAAGCAUACUAACUGAUCAGUCUCUGUGUCUUACCUGCACAAUUAUGAUUUUAAGGAGCUGAAUUCUUCUGGAAGGGGAAAAAUACACAGGGGAUAUUUUGAAGACAGGGGAAAAAGAAGGAAGCGUACAUGGAUAUGAAAUAGAAAGCACAGUUAGUUCUCCGCAUGGUAAACAUUUUACUUUUUAAAAAAUGUCUCUUAUGAGCUCACCUGAACUUGACAAGAAAAUACUUAGAAAUUAUUAAAUGCAUAUGUGCAUGUCCUGACUGACUGACUGACUUUGGGAAAGGAGUGGAAAAGGUGUCUCAGGUCUAACUGAGAACAAAUGAAGAGGCUGAAGGUUAGUCUCUGCUCCUGUAGCUCCAAGUCAGCGCAUAUACUCCAUUAUGCAAUUUCAACAUCUAUCCAGCAUGGCAGCUCUCUAAGAAAAUGUGCACAGAGUGUCAGACUCACAACAUGCAGGCAGAGGGAGGGAGGCACAUUGAACUGACGGGGCAUAACAGAUGCCUGUGAACACUGGCAGAAAAUUGCUAUGACAUAUUAGCUUCCAUCUCUGAAUCACAGAGGGAAAUGCCAUCAUGCAUUCAGCUGCAAAGUGGAGUGCAGAACAACACCUGAAAAAUAAAUGUUCAAAAUGACUAAAUAAAAUAAACACUAGAUGGUUAUGUGGGAUACACUGGAGGAGCAGUAAGAGUACCUGCCUUUUAGCAACAGGGUCUGUCAGUGUGAAAUGGAAGAUGCUGACACUUAAAUGUCCAUAGAUCAUACCCUGCAAGGCAGAAAACAUUUGAAAUACAAGAGGAGACAAAGUAAAAGUUUACACAGGAUCACUAGGCGUUAACGAUCUGGUUCUCCACUGCUGUGCAUGGAGUCCCACUGUGAUUUAGUGGCAAUUUUCCUUCAUGCAAGUCAUUUGGGAAUGUAUGUGUAUAAAUGAUAGACAUCAUGCACGUAUGCCAAGAGGUUGUCGCUCAGGUACAGUGGAAAAACCUACAGGCCACACAGCACUUGCACAAAUUUUUCUCUGUAAAUAUAAUAAACAAUGCGUACCAGAAAUAGGAAUCCUAACAUCAGUCACACCAAUGUACAUUACAAGAAGGCAAUUAUUUGUGGUAGACCAAACUCCAAAGGUCUGUGAGAUCUUAAAAGAUCCCCCCCCCACCACCCGCUUCCAGCACUGUGGAGUUUCACUGGUGGGCUUGUUGUAUUCUUCAAAUAGUGAAAAUCGUUCCGUUGCUUCCAAUGCUGACUGAACAGAAGACAGCUUUUGAGUAUUCCCUAAAUAAUACAACUUCUGGAUCUGUUAAGAGUUCAGUGAAGUCGGUGGGAAGAAAAAAACCCCAAACUCUAGAUAUUGACUUCAGCAUACAUUAUACUAGAUUGAAAUUAUUUUAGUACAAUCUAUUAUGUUGCACAAGAAAUAAAUUCAAUUAUAUAUCAGGUACAAUGAUUGCAUUAACUGAUACACUAACACUUCAUAAUCAUACAUUUAUUAGUGGUAAUGUGAUCACCUUACUAAAUUACAGAAGACGCUCUCUAGAUGGUAAGUUUAUGAAGUGAUGACAACUACAUCAUAAAGCUCUUACAAAGCAUACUAAUGAAAUCACCAUUGCAGAUGUCAGCAAAAAAAGUAAUGUUGACCUCAGUAAAUUUUUAAUUUAUUUUAUAGUUAAAACUUAAAUUUUGGUUACAUGCAGAAUGUUGUACUUUUACCAUCUACUGUAAAAAUAAGAUUUUUUUUACAAUUUAAGGGACAAAAGCCCUUAUGGAAAGCAGCAGUGGUAAUUUUGUAAAGUUUCAGAUUUGAGAUAUAAGUUAGUAAUGUCAUUUGACAAUUUUUUUCAGAAAACACAGUAAAUUCAGCCAGCUUUGUAACCAUAAAUGUACAUAGAAAAACAAGUUAACAAUUUCUAGAUCUUAAUCUUUCCUGGAUUCUUGUUUUGCUCAUACAAACUCUUCAAACUGACAUUUUCAAAUUCCCAUUAAUCUGAGUGUCUCAUAAUUGGCAGACAAGUUUUUAUUUUGUGAGAUGGAAGGCAUGUAGAAAUUUUAUUUUAAAACAGAAAAGGAAAGCCAGUGAGUCUUUUAGAAAAAUAUAGCCUCUAACCUUUACAAUACAAAAAACAUUUAUCUAAUGUAUCUAACAAUUGAAUAUGAAAUGUAAUUACUAUUUUGCAGUUUAUUUUCAAAACAGUACUGAUACUUUUUAACUUUUACUUAGCAGAUGCGAUAAUUAUUAAAAUACUAAUACAAACAUUUUGCUCUUGUUUUUAUCCUUCUCAAAAGCUGUGCCUUAAAGAAAAUACCACAUUCUGUUUGCUGCACAACAAUUUAAUGCAAGUGUUCUUCAUAUAUAACUUCUAGUACUUUGACCAUAUUUGUGACUUGUUAGAACAAAACUUGUGAGAAGAACAUCAGUAACUAUAAAUAAUGUGAUCCUUAUGCUAGUUAAUCUGACAAAAGCUAACCUAAGUAAUGUAUGUAAAAGAGGAGACCAUAUCUUCUUAGGAUCUAUGUUCUAUCUUUUCAGGAAACCAGAGUUCUGUCAAUUAUGGAGAAGGGAAUGGUCAUCUACAGUGGAAAAAAAAAUCAUUUACAGUAAAAAAACACUGAAGACUGGUAAAAGAAUGACUGCAUUAAAGUGUGAGUUUAGGAACAAUUGUCAUAUGUUAACGCAAGAGACUGGCAGCCAGCCUUGCUAGCCCCGAAAUAUGUGCCUGGUAUACACUGAGUUACAUACCACCUUCAUUAUGGGUAGCCAAAAGAACUAGAAGUUAGAAUUAGAAAUUGUUAGUCUAAUGAAUGCUUUUUACAGUCUAAAUAAAAUACAACAAUCUAGCAUUAGUGCAAUUGCAACAGUACUAAAACUUGUAAGUAAUCCAAAUCACGCAGUUUCUGUUAAGGAUCUUUAGUAACACAACACAUCAAUACACAAAUACUUGUUUAUGCCUCUUCCCUGGUGUGAAGUUCUCACUCUUCCAGUCACUCACAGUCUGAAGUCAACAGCCCUUUUUUCUUAGAUAGAAUGAUGUGAUGAUGUUGCCUUUACAAUACAUUUAAUAAUAUAGAUGUAUCUUGUAGUUCCCCACCGAUUUAGACAGAAGAGUAUUCUGUCUUGAGUGUUGCUGCUUUUAGAUAUACAUGGCAUGAACUUUGAAGUAGAAGGUGUGUAUAAACAGAGAUUUGUUUAAUGUCAUCUUGGUUUUGUUUCUAUUUGCCCAUAAUUUGUCUAACCAAAGAAAACAUAGGCAGGCUAAAUUCCUCUGAUGUUCAUGUAUUUUAAAUGCAACUCCUCAUAUUCCCUGUAUAUAUGAAUAGCUGCAGAUGAGCAGAUUCUCUACCAGCUUCCCUCUUCGUUGCUUCUGGCAAAUUGCAUGGGCUAACCAGUACCGAGGACGAAAGACAGCAGCUGUUAAUGUACAGCUCCUAUGUUAACAUACAGUUCACUGAAGCCGUCCUUCUCUAGCACUGCCUGGUGGACUUCAGGUGAACGGUAGUAACCUUGUAUUCAAAUUUUAUCACAUCAGCAAGCUACAAAAAAGUUCUCAGCAGCUGAAAACAAAAAAUUUCUUUCUUUCUCCAAACCCCGAUAUUUAUUUCCAACCUGUAUCACAGGGCCUAGAUCUCCUGUGUCUGGAAUGACUGAAGGGGGCAGCCAAGCAGGUCAAGGAAAGAAAGCUUUCCCCUCUCUUUGGCAUUUGCAAGGCUGUAUCUGCGGCACUGUGUUCAGUUUCAGGCUUUCCAGCACAUACUGGAGCAAGGCUGGACAGAGGCACGAGGAUGGUUAGGAGGAUGGAGCAUUUGAGGAGGAGAGGCUAGGGCAGCAGGGUUUGUUUGGCCAGCAGGUAAGAAGGGUGACUCUUCACCUAGCUGAAGGGGGAUUGUAGAGAAGAUGGAACCAAAAUUUCCGUAGAGGUGCACAGCAGAAGGACAAUAGGCAGUAGUCACAAGUUGUAGCAAGGGAAAUUUUGACUGCCUGUAAAGAAAAAAAAUAAAAAUGAUAAGGAUAUGUAGGAAUUGGAACAGGUUUUGUGAUUAUAAAGUGUCCACCUUUGGAGUUUUUCAAAAUUCAACUGGACAAGGCCCUGUGUAAGCCCAUUUAACGCUGAAGGUAAGCCUUUUGAGCAGGUAAUUUGACAAAAUGACUUCCAGGGGUUCCUUCCGAUGUAAAGUAUACUGUGAUUCUAUGAUUCAAAGGCAGCUUCAGUGUCUUAGAACUUACAGAAUAUUUAAUCCAAAGAGCGAAAGUAUUUAGUACAACCUACACAAAGAUACAGAAGACCACAUAAAAGCAAACAAAAUAAAUCCUAUUGAUUCCACCCCAAAGCAUAAUGUUUUCAUGACUACAUGCAGGCUUGAGGCCAGAGGAAAAGAUAUUCAGUGUCAGAAAAAAUGUCAUAACAAGUGAAAGAUUCCCUCCUGAUCUCCAGAAAACUCAAAGAGAAACACAUAGGCUAUUUCAAAGCAGAAAACUGUAUAAGGAGAACAAGGUUCAUUUGGAAAAUGAAAGGUAAUUGCAAUAUGAUUAUCAGGUGAAUUUAAAAGCUACUGUCAUUUUACCUGAUUGUUUCUGGUGUAGUUUUUCUUGCAAUAAUAGUCUUCUCAAUAUUUGAAUGACCUCAGGAAAUAACAGUAAGCAUAUUUCAUUGUAUUGAAGUCUGGUCAGUUCUGUAAGGAUUCUCUCCCCCCCCAGCUAUUAAAAGUAAUGAAUAAACCACAGUUUUAUUAAAGAAAUCAGAAUGUACAUUAGGUAUUCUAAUAAAGUUAAAAAUUAAAAGAUCUAAUACACCUAGCUACAAGUGUUACCUAAAUUUCACAAUUUUUGCAAAUUACUACCAGGAUAAUUAAUUCCUGUAAUAAAUAGAUUUUUCUCUCAUAGACAUUGAAGUUGUGGCUGACAGGCAUGAUAUUUUCUGUAACAUUAAGACUGUCCUGUUAGGCAUUACACCAGCAAAACUGACAUUUGCACUGCUUUCUCAUAAAAAUAUUUACAAAGAGAAAGCAACUAGAUUUCCAGUAUUCUAGUCAAGUUGUUGGUGUAGCAGGCUUCAAGCCUAACUGUUGUCAACGCAGGUAACUGAAGUGAUUAACAGACACUGAUAAGAAAAGGUAAAGUGUUGUUUAAUGUAUCUUUGCUGCCAGUUUGUUGGUAAAGGAUUCUAUGGUGUUUUACAGAGACUGAAUAUGAGAAAUACCUGAAAAAAGGGGUGACGAAAUCUAGAAAAGGUAUUGAAAUUGGAGAGAAAAAUGCAGAGAAAGAGAACAGAUGAGAACAGAAAGACACAGUAUGGAGAGCAGAAAGAUACACAAGAAAAAAAAUUAGCUAAAAGGUAUAAAACGGAGAGGGAUAAAGAAAAAGUUUGAAAAUGAAGCACAGAAAAAAUAGCAUGAUUCUAUGUGCAUUCCUUUUUCCUUCUAGAAAACUAACAAAUAGAAGAGUUAACUACACCAACCCCAGGUAAAAAUCUGUAGUUCUCACACGGCUGAGCAGAGGAUAAUGUCUUGAAAUCUCUGUAUCGGUCCCAAAGCCCUUUUAUCAUAGUACUGACCAUUUCCCAAAUGAGUGCAAAUCACAGUUCAAAGAAGUCAUAAAGGUAUGUUUAAACAAAUUCUUUUACCCCUAUGCUCACCUCUGCCCCCAGGUUAUUCUACAAUUGCACAGGGAGCUGCAAGAUAGACUAAUGGAAAUGGUGCCCUGGGUUGUGUUUGUGAGAUAACAGGUAUGUGCUCUUACACAAAAGAAAAUUAAAUCUUUUGCCUGUUGUUUGAAGCUUUAGCUCCUCACUAGACAUCAUGUUAACUAAGUGGCAUAUCAGAUUACUUUUUUUUCCCGUAUGAGAAGAAAUGCAGGAAAAAAAAAAAAAUUAAAUAUAGCUAUGCAUGCAUGUGGGGUACUUACAUUUUGGCUAAUUAGAAAUUCAUGUGUUCAUUAUUCGCUGCAGCUUUACUACAGAAUUUGCAGGAUCUCAAUCUGGUUUCAACUUCAUUUUUUUGAUAGCUUAGAAAGACAGAAAGUAGUUAAUUAGUAAUUAAUUAUGAGUUUCCUUUGUUUUUAGUCUGAGCUUCUCUAUAUAAAGUCUUAUUUAGAAAUAGAGGAUAUAUAAUUCAAAAUACAGUUUUAGAAGAUCCAUACAUUCUGACCUUUAGCUGCUUUCUUUACUGGCAGCUCCACAUUUUCUGUCUGAAAUUAACAUUUUCUUUGUAAUUACAUAACUCUCUUGAAUAAGGUCAUACUAAAUACUAGACUAUUAGUCAUGCUAAUACAUUAUAUUAAAACUAGUAUUAACCAUUACCAUAUGUUGACUGCUAACAUUAUGAACAAAUAUGUUCUGUAUUUACAAACUUAGGCAAUCUUUGCUGACAAUUAAGCUUCACUCUUAAGAUAAGCCUUAAAACUAUUUUAUGGGUUUGUCUCAAGAGUAUAGAAAUUGUUUACCAUGACACACUGACGUGCCUUUGCUAUAAGUCUUUUUUCCGAAACCAUGAUACUGAGAUGAUAACAACUAGCCAUGCUUUUAAAGACCAUCUGACAAAGUAUCUCAAGGCAUUUCAAUAUCUAGACAGUACUCAUUCUUUCCAAUUAUCUGUCAUUUAAAUGAGUCUAAUAAUUAACAGAGGUAAUUGCUCAAUGUUUUUGAAACUGGAGUUUACAAAGUGUAAUCUGGAUGCAGCACAAAACCCAGUUCUUGCAGUAGAUGAAAAUGAGAACUUCAAGAUUUGUUCCUGAUGAUCAGAUGGAUCUCAAGAUCAGCCAUGAAUUAGACAAAAAUUGAUGAUGUGCAUCACAAGUGACGAGUAACAUGUUUGAGUUCACUCUGCUUUGUGCAGCAGAGCUGACUACAUGAUUUCUGGAGGUAUCUUCCAACCUCAGUUACUCUACGAUAACUGCUGGUGAUUCUAUUCUGUAAAAGGAAUUUAUUGCGGGAAAAAAUUGCUCCUGGGAGGAACAUCAGUAACAUGGAAAUGGGAUAAAAAUACUUUGGGUGAAAAUAAAAUAUUUGUUUGUAUGAAAUUUUCUGUUUGGAAGGACACUGACCUAAAUCCUCAAAUAUGAACCCUAAGUAAUCUCUUUGUUGGUAGAUUAUAUUACUGUAAGAGUUCUACAAUGUCUUCUUAAUUCUGUGUCCAGUGUUUUCAGUAUUGCAUUAUCUACUUUUUUUAGAGGUAACUGAAAAAUUCCUUCUGACAACAGUAGCUGUACCAUCUGUACUAACACUACAAAUUUAUCUCCCUAACUCUCAUUGUAUUCGUAUACCUUCACAAGGUAUUACUGGAUGUGUAUCAUGCUCCAAAUGUACUGACUGGGUGGAAACUCACUGUGUUUUUUCCACUUAUUCCACGUCUUAGAACUGUAAAUAAGCAAAAUGGUUGAAGUUGUGGUACUGUAAACAGGGACACAGUCUGCAUUGGUAUAGCCUGCAAUAACACUUCACAAUCCCAUAGUGCUUUAUGAGUCAACAUUUUAUAAAAUAUUAACAUGCAAUAAAGGUGAAUACAAAUUUUAUUGUGUACAUUUUAAAUAGAGGAAACUAGAGAGAGAAAAAUGACCUAGCCAAGACAAGGCAACAGCAAAUGGCAAAGUGAGAAUGCUAACUCAUGAUUCCCAGUCCUACACACAUUCCUCUGGUAUUGUUCUAGUGCAGAAUUGCAGCUUUGUGGUAUGUCUGACCUCCACACACAUUCUCACAGCUAAAUAAUAAGAUUCUAAUAGACUUUCUGUAACUAUCAGAGUAUGAACAUUUUAGAAUAUGGAAUUCAAAGCAAAGCAAAGUGUCUUGCAAAUGUAUAAAUCAGGAUUGAUUUUGACCUUUAAGUAUUGAAUUGCCUUUUUCAAAACUGAAAUGAAAGUGAUUUCAUAUGGUUUUUAUUCUAAGGAAAUGUAACAGGUUACUGACAGGAAGCUAGAAAGCACUUCAACCUGAAUAUUUUUUGGAACUUAGUUUUAACAGAUGAGAUGAUCUACAAUGUUUAGGUAUACGUGUACUAUAUAAAUCUCAAUAAAUUUAACAAGUUUUAACUGUG
Molecule: messenger RNA, 10318 nt
Organism: Harpia harpyja (harpy eagle)
Lineage: Eukaryota; Metazoa; Chordata; Aves; Accipitriformes; Accipitridae
Exons: 7
Coding region: 1447-2100 (217 amino acids)
Source: RefSeq, a predicted model, not a curated record